AUGUUGGAAGAAAGGCACAAAGAUAACUUUCCCAGAGAAAAAAAAAACCAAGAACCAGGAGUCACUCCUCCGGAUCUCAUCUUUGUUAUCGAUGAGAAACCGCAUUCGGUCUACAAAAGAGACGGUAACGAUUUGAUUGUCGAGAAGAAAGUCUCUCUUAUAGAUGCUUUAACCGGUGUCACCAUUAGCCUAACGACACUAGACGGGAGGAACCUAACAAUCCCGGUUCUGGAUAUUGUAAAACCGGGUCAGGAGAUUGUGAUCCGGAACGAGGGAAUGCCUACUAAAGACCCUUUGAAAAGAGGAGACCUAAGAGUUAAUUUUGAGAUCUUGUUCCCGUCAAGGCUAAUAUCAGAACAGAAGAAUGACCUUAAGAGAGUUCUUGGUGGAAGCUAA
This is a messenger RNA of Arabis nemorensis, 396 nucleotides long. The record is from the annotation of a GenBank genome assembly. NCBI's taxonomy places the organism in Eukaryota, Viridiplantae, Streptophyta, Magnoliopsida, Brassicales, Brassicaceae.